AUGGAUGGGAUUUAUAGGAUUAUACGAAGAACAUAUAAAAGACAACCAGAUGUAACAAUAAUUAAGGACGGAGAUGCCUUAACUCCUGAAGGAUCAGUGGAACUUUUGGCAAAUACUUUCUUCCCAGAUGACAAAGCAGUAGAUGAUAAUAUCGACCGUCAGAUAAUUAGAACUCUAGUAGCGGAUGAAACUCAGACCUUUCCAGAUGACGAAGAUGACCCCGAAUUCACAAUAUCCGAACUCAGAAAUACUGUGAAUAGCUUUAAUCCCAAAAAAGCUCCGGGGCCAGAUGGGUUCACAGCGGACAUUUGCUCUAGGGCAAUAGCUGCGAAUGAAGAGGUUUUUCUAGAAAUUCUAAACAAGUGCCUAGAACUAUCAUAUUUCCCUACCCCAUGGAAGGAAGCUGCAGUGGUUGUUCUGAGAAAACCUGGAAAAACUGAUUAUGCUCAAGCUAAAUCAUACCGGCCAAUAGGACUGUUGUCUACUUUAGGAAAGAUAAUGGAAAAAAUGAUGGUUAAAAGGAUCCGUUGGCACAUUCUUCCUCGGGCUAAUUGCAGACAGUAUGGAUUCAUACCACAAAAAUGCACUGAAGACGCUCUCUACGAUAUGUUGACUCAUAUUGUAAAUAAUAUGAGAAAAAAAUUUAUUAACAUAAUCGUCUCCCUGGAUAUCGAGGGUGCUUUCGACAGUGCAUGGUAG
Molecule: messenger RNA, 699 nt
Organism: Parnassius mnemosyne (clouded apollo)
Lineage: Eukaryota; Metazoa; Arthropoda; Insecta; Lepidoptera; Papilionidae
Source: the annotation of a GenBank genome assembly